This is a messenger RNA of Carlito syrichta (Philippine tarsier), 327 nucleotides long. It is a transcript of the gene LEMD1, whose product is annotated as LEM domain containing 1. The transcript has 3 exons. Lineage: Eukaryota; Metazoa; Chordata; Mammalia; Primates; Tarsiidae. The record is from RefSeq and is a predicted model, not a curated record.
AUGGGGGAUGUGAAGUGUCUGAGUGACUGGGAACUGCGGCACCAACUUGAGACACUCGGAUUUUCUCCUGGCCCAGUAUUGUCUUCCACCAGAAAGUUGUAUGAAAAAAAGUUAGAGCAACUGUUGGCCCCACCUCUCUGUGCACCACCUGUGAUGAAGAGACCCAGAGAUCUGGAUGGACCUCAGGACAGUGAUGACAGUGAAGGUGUGGUGUAAGAGCACCAAAUGCCAGAAUCAAAUACGGGACUAGCACCAACAAGAAAGGCUGCUGCACAGAAAACCAGAGGGUAGAAAACAAGACGGGAGAAGGUUUCCCAGUGGGCUUGA